This is a messenger RNA of Eruca vesicaria subsp. sativa (arugula), 492 nucleotides long. The record is from the annotation of a GenBank genome assembly. NCBI's taxonomy places the organism in Eukaryota, Viridiplantae, Streptophyta, Magnoliopsida, Brassicales, Brassicaceae.
AUGGAAAGAUCCGAUUCCCCUUCACCAAAGCGUCAGAAGAUGGAGGAAACAACGUGCCAUAAUGGCCGUCCGGAGGAUUUUGAUUCCGACGAGUGCACUGAGGAAGAGAUGCAACUGUUCGACCAAGAGUUGGAUAAAAUAGGAGGGGGUUAUGAAAUCGACUUCAAGAAAUUUCGUUAUUGUUUUGGUUGGAAACCACUGGAUCUGGAUGAUAGUAACAUGGUUGAUGAGCCUGAAACUAACAGAGAUUUUAUCGCUAUGUUGGCAAACCUGGCUCUCACCAAGUACAACGCAGAAAAAGGAACAAGCUUUGAACUGGGAAAGAUUUUGAUUGCUAACUUUCAUCUAUCUUGUGGAUUCACUUUCUACAUCUCAUUCCAAGUCAAUGAUCCUUCUGAAGAAGUUGGUAAUCAGACAAAACCCUACCGAGCAGUGGUUCGCUACUUUCCCGGAGACAUUGAAGUAAUCUCUUGCAAUCCCAAAGAUUCAUGA